AUGAAGGACGUAAAUGCGCAAAAUAUAUAUACGCAAAAUGUAAAUGUGCAAAACGUAAAUAUGCAAAAGUACUAUUUCGAUAAGAUUAAGGAAAAUAUUAAACAAAUAAAGAAGUCUCAAAAUGCCAAUUUAUUACAAAAUAUUAAUGAGGGAAAUAUUAACCUACAUAAUAACUAUAUUUCAAAUACGAUUGAUACAAAGCAGAAUAACCAAAAUGAGGCAAAACAUAUUUUUGUUAAAGAUAUGCAAACUAAUGGAAGUAUAGAAUGUGAUCAAAAUUUAAGAAUAAAAAAGGAUUUAGAAGAAAAAAAAAAAUAUCUAAUAUAUUAUAACUACAACUGUAAGGAAAAUAUUAAUGAUUAUGAGAAUAACUAUAAUAUCUACAAGAAUUAUUUUAAUAAAAAUCAACCCAUGGAUCAACCAUAUAUUAUGUCAAAUAAUAGUGUUAUUCAAAAUAAUGUUAAUAAAGAAAAUAUACCACGGAAUGGAACUUCAAAGAAUAGCAAAAAUAAAUUCACUUCAGGUGUUAUUGGUAACAGUUUAAACAACAUCACAAUAGAAAAAAAUACUAACUUCAAUGAUAUGGGAGACACUCAUUGGUUUUAUAACUCCUGUUUUAACACUGCCAAACUAAUAAAGUACCAAGGGGAAAAAAGAACAGCAAGUAACAUGUAUUACGAGAAAGAGCCAGUAAAUAAUACAUGCUAUGAAAAAAAGUCAGUGAGUAAUACAUGUUACAAAACGAAGACAUAUAGUAGUAAACCUUAUGCAACGAAGUCGGUGAGUAGUACACGUUAUGGAACGAAUCCAAUGAGUGGCACACGUUACGCAACAAAUCCAACUAUUAAUAUGUCCCAUGAAAAAAAGUCAGAAGGAAACUGUUACAAAAUAAACUUAAAUGCGAUUAAUAAUAAGAUAAUUGGUAAAAACAAAAAUAUUCUUAAAGAUUGUUUCGAUCAAGAACUAAAUUUGAAUAAUAAUUUUUCUUUUCAAAAUUCUUUAAGAAAUAAAAGUGAUAGACUUUUUUUUUAUACAAAUUAUGCAAGUCCCAAAGGGCAGGUUGCUGAAAGAAAUUACGAAGAAUAUGGUGAAGAUAUUAUUAACAAAAAGUGCGUUAAUAAUCAGUUAGAUAAAAAAAAUAAAGUAUAUAUGGAUAAUAUUAGUAAUGAAAAUGUUAUUAAUUUAAGCUAUUCUAAAGGUAAUACACAUAGCCAAGGUAUAUUCCAUGAUUUGUCUCGUAAAAAUGAUAUAAAAGAUAACAAUGUUAACAAUACCAAUUUCAGAAUGGUGAAACGUGAAAAUAGCAUAUGUUUAUUCGGGGAGGGAAAUAAUAAUACCAUAGGAGAAAAUAGCAUAACGUCAAAUAACUGUAAAAUGACCAGAAAAAAAGUAAUGAACUCUGAAAGAGACAAUAAUGACAUCAGCUUACAGAGGUAUAGUAAUAAAGAAAAAGACAACUUAAAUGAGACUAUACACAUGAAAACUAAUACAUUUGUAAUUAAUUCUGAUGAAGAACGUAUAAGAGAAACAGCUAUAACACAGUAUAUUCUGCAUUCAAAGGAGGGUGGGUGUGAUAACAUGGCAGUUAUGUUACCAAGAACAGACACUUUGAUGAUGAAAAAACACGAUGAAAAUAAUGGCGAUAAUAAUACCAUCACAAAAUGUGAAUAUGAUGCAAUGAACUCAUAUCGAUUAAUAGACAACCUGAGGAUGGGAAAAGGUAAAACAUCUUCAGAUGGAUCAAAUUUAUUUCCAAUUUCACAGCCAUAUAGUCAUUUAUUAAAUCGUGAAAAAGCCAAUUCGCAUAACUCGUACAUAAUUUUUAAAAAAAAUAAAUGUGAAAAAUAUAAAAAGGAAAAUUUUAUUAAAGAAAAUGAUUUAUCCGAAAGAACAGCAAGUCUUAGUACUAGUAAGCAUGACCUAAAAAAUGAGGAAGAAAAAAAUAUACUAGAAAAUAAUAGUUUCUUUUUGAGUUCAUUCCAAAAGGUAAAAAAACUUAAGAACGAUUUAUCAUUUCAAGGAAAUAUAAAAGAACGAAUUGUUAGUAACAUAGAUAAGGAGGAUAAGACGGAUAGGAUUGAUAGGACUGAUAAAACUGGUAAGUCAAAUAAUAACAUUAAUUUAUUACCCGAACAAGCAUCAAACUGUACAUCAAUAAAGGAUAAUAGUAAAAAUGAAACUUAUGAGGAAAAGAAAAACGAAUAUGAUGAUUUAGGGAAAGAAAAUAAUACUCUGAAUGAAGAAGAAAUACGUCCUUUUAAGAAUGAAGUCACAAAUAUAUGUAAUGUUAAAAAAUGCGAAACAUAUUCAUAUCACAGGGAUGGUGAUAUAAAAAUAGGAAAUACGCAAGAGGGCGCUAUUCUGUUAUCACAAGAACAAUCCUAUAACCAAAUAAAAAAAAACAUAGAAGAGGAAAAUAUGCAUAGUAAUAAUUUCAGUCAUAUCAGUAUUAAUAAACGAAAAUUUGAAAAAGGAAAGAAAAAGGAUAACAGGAAUGCACAAAGUUAUACAAGUGAAAAGGUAGAUAAACCGAAGACAUUAAUUUAUAAGGAAUCAAAUCAGGAUAAUGUUAAGAAGAAUCAUAUAUGCAGCCAUAUGAAUAAUGAAGUACAAAUAAAAGAUAUAAAUGUACAAUUAAGUCACAUUUCAAAUGAACAGAUAGGGGUAAAAAAGGAAGAUGCAAAAUUUUUGGGAAUAGACGAAAGGAUAAUACAAGAAGGAACAUCCACGAAUAGAAAGAAAAUAUAUUCUCCCAAGGAAAUGGAUGCUGGUAAAGUGGACGCACUGGUGACAAUGGGAAAAGAAAACCUAGAGAAUAGUUUGAAAUUGGAAGAAUCAGAUGUAGGUGAUUGUGGUGGAAUUGUAGCAGAGAGGAAAUUUACAUAUAUAAAGGACGAUAAUAUGUGUAUAGAUGAGCGAAAUAGAUUAGAAAAGGAAUUGGAAUUAUAUUUUAAAAAGGAAGGAUACUUAGUAGUCUCUUCUGACUCGUUUUCUAGUGAAGAACCAGAGGAUUACGAAAGAGGUUAUGUGCAUUUGAAGGAUAGAAUUAAAUACCAUUCUUUCACCUUUUCUGAUAAAUAUAACAGUACAAAUUAUAACAAUAAUAAUGAUGAUAAUAAAAUAUCAAUUAAUACGGGAUGCUGUAAACUAGAGAAUUAUUACGUCUCCUCAAGUAGUGUAAACAUUUUUGACGAUAAGGAAAUCAAGGAAGUUUUCGAUGAAGUGACUAUAAACAGAAGUAGAAAAAAUAGUUUCUGCUUAAGCAAGGAGGUAUUUGAUAUAAGGAAAAGUUUGAAGAGAAGAAUGGAUUGUUUAAGAAACGAAAUAAAUGAUUUUGGAUUAUCAUAUAAGAGAGUUGGUAUAUUUGGCACGAACUCUAACCGCGCAAGUGGUAGUAGUAGUCGUAGUUGUAAUAAAAAUGAUUGUGAUUACAAAGACAAUGCACUUGAGAAAAAGAAGAAAAGAAAGAUAAGUAAAAAUAAAAAUAAUAAUAAUAAUAAAAUAAUACAGAAAAGGAAGCAGAAAAAGAAACAGGCAAAGAAACAGGCAAAGAAACAGGCAAAGAAACAGGCAAAGAAACAGGCAAAGAAACAGGCAAAGAAGCAGACAAAGAAACAAAAAAAACUCGACAUCAUGCAUUUUUUGUUUUCGAAAAAUACGAAUUUAAUAUUCACGCAUUUAUUGAAAAUUAAUAAAGAAAGAGAGGAAAACACAUGUGAAAAUCAACUUGAAGAUAAGCUAAAGAAGAAGUUUACCUCUAUAAUGCUUCCCAAUUCUGAAAAGGAAAGAAAUCUAAUAGAUAAAAUUAUUUAUUGUCUUGACCCAUCUUACGUAAAUAAUACUUUGGAUGAAAAAUUAAAAUGGAAACAGAAAAUGAGAUAUAUGCAAGAAAAAUUUCUUGAAUCGAUAUUAUGCAUAUCUUACCCGAACGAUUUAUGGAACGAAAAAAUGUUUGAGGCAUAUCUUAAUUCUUUAAACUUAAACUCCUUGUUAGAUGAUACUUUUAUAAAAUAUGAAAAGGAUCUAACUAUUAAUUUAUUUCAUCAUGAAGAGGAAAUCUUUUCAGAUGCAGGAAAUAUUGGAGAGGGUGGAUUUGGAGUUGUAACCAAAAUGAGAUUUUUAACCUGUCCACAAUCUUAUGCUAUCAAGAAAAUAUCAAAAGAUCAUAUAAUAAAAUCUCAAGCAGCUGGGCAAGCGUAUUUAGAAGCUAAAUAUCAUUCUGUAUUGAGUCACGUAAAUAUAAUUAAAAUGUAUGGAUGUAUGCAGGACGAUGAGUAUGUAUAUCAUGUACUAGAAUACUGUUCUAAAGGAAGUAUUUAUUCUAUAUCAAAAAAUUUUAGACGAAGAAUAAUUCCAGAUGAACUAGCAUAUAAAUAUUUUUGUCAUGUUGUUAAUGGUUUAUAUUACUUAAAUCAAAUGGGUAUAUUUCACCGUGAUAUAAAAAUGGAGAAUGUACUAGUAGAUUAUAAGGACAAUGCUAAGUUAUCAGAUUUCGGUUUGUCUGCUAUGAUCUUAGGUACUAAAAGCCAUUCUUCUUUAUGUGGGACACUUGUUUAUUUUUCUCCCGAAAUAGCAAGUGGAGAAGGAUAUGAUUGGAGAUCUGAUAUUUGGUCUUUAGGUGUUUUAUUAUAUGAAAUGUUAGUAGGGGAUGUCCCUUUUGAUGGUACAAAAAGUCAAAUUGUAGAAUCCAUUUUUUCAUGUAAUUUAAAAUUUCCUGACUUUGUUAAUCCAUUAGCUAGAAAUUUAAUUAAAAAAGCGUUGGUAGUAGAUGUAAAUAAAAGAAUCAAAUUAUGUGAUAUAUCAGAAGACCCAUGGAUGCAAGAAAUGUGGAAAUUAACUUUUCAGAAGGAGUUAGUAAAGAAUGAAAAUAUUAAUUCGUGUUGGGUAGACAAAAGAGAUGAUUUUAAUUUUAUAAGUACUUUGAUUAAGACACAGUGUUUUUCUAGAAGAAGUUUAAAUUCCUCUUUAAAUUAUUACGCUACUGGAAAUAGAAGUAAAUUAGACAAAGAUGAUCAUGAAAAUAAUAGCGAGAAUAUCGAUUCAUUAAUUUUAGAAACACAACAAAGGUUGGCAGAUUAUUUAGAAGUAGAAAAUUUUUACACCAAUGAAGAAAAUGCUUCCAGUUCGGAUGAUCUUAGUUCACGUGAAUCCGAUGUUUUUAUUUCUCAACUAAGUGAUUCGUCUGUAAAUAGAAAUUGGAAUGAAUUAGCGGAGUCAUACGAAAAAGUGGGCAAACUAGAACAUAAGGGAAAGUGGAGAAUGGGAUUUUUAAAGGAAAAGUAUGAGGAUCCCCAAUACGUGUCUAAAGGUGCAGAGAAGGAGGAAAACUAUAAAAGGGAGGAAACUACCCCUUUAAAAAUAGAUGAAAGGAAAGAUUUGGGAAAUGUGAAAAUAGUCGAAGAAAAAUGUACAGUAAGUAACGAGAGUGCCAUAUUGGGGCAUAGCGAGAGUGACAAAAUGUUAUCCCGAAAUGAAGACAUAUUUAAUAAGGAUAAAUAUGAUAAUCAUUCUGAGGAAAAUGAAAAUUUCAACAUUGCAAAUGAAUCUUUUUAUUGCACUUCUAAAAUUAUGGGUGAUAUGGUACAAGCAAACAGUGGACGGUCUACAUCUAAGACGAACGCUGGUUGUCGCGAUUCUGUUGUGGGUUCUGUUAGUGGUAAUAGAAAUGACAGUGGUGGUAGCAUUAGAAGUAGUAGAAGUAGCAAUGACAGUAGCAGUGAAAGGGAUAAUAAACUGAGCCUAAAAAACUUCAUAGACGAAAAGGCCCAUUCAGUAAUUAUAACAGAAGAAAGAAAAAAGAGCUGUUCUGCCAUCAGUUUAGAAGCAGACACGAAGGAAUAUGAAGACGCUUGCAUUGUUUACAACGAGAUGAAGAAAAAUGAAAGAAAGUCAAAUAUUAAUAUGCUAAAGGAAGAAGUAUUAUGUGAAAAAAUUUUAAACAAAAAAGGGGAUCACAUCCUUGAUAAUACUGUAAAUGUAAAGUUAGAUGAUGUUGAUAUGCAGUCAGAAACAUUAAAAAAAAAUGAUGACAAGUUAUCUGAAAGCGAAAAUGAAUAUCGUUCUUGUGAUAAGUAUGAUUUAUGUAAAAAUUGUUCUACAUUAAAUUUAUCUCUACAUAUGGACACGUUAGAAAAUGGUAGUAAAAUACCUUGCGAAGGAGAAAAUAUGAAUACUCGAAGUGAAUAUUUUACAAUUGUAGAAGUAACAACAAGUGUAGGUGCUGGUGAGGAUGUAAUAUUUAACAGCGCGGUGGAUGUUUAUAAAGGUAAUAAGGGAGAACAUAAGCAAAAUGAUAAAAUUGAUGAAAUUGGCAAAGUUGAGCAAAUUGGCCAAAUUGACAAGGUUAGCGAAAUUAAUGAAAUCUUGGGAGUAAUAAAAAGCGGAGAAAAUAAUGAUAACAAGAAUAUUAAUAACACAUCCAUCGAAGGGAACUAUAAAUUAAGUCAAAAAACUGAAGGAUUUAACAAAGUAGACAAAUCCUAUAUACCAAUUUAUGUUAUUAAGGAAAAGAAAAAAGAAUUAUUAAGUAAAAAUAGUUCUAACAAAAUAAACCUAGAACUGAAAGACAGAUCCUUACAUAAGAAGACGACUAAUGAUUGGCAUUUAAGGAACAGCGACAAGGAAAAAUUUGAAGUUAUAGGGGAAAACAGUAAUGAACUGUUAAAUGACAAAACUUUGCAUCAUAUGAAUAAAUCUACAGAAGAAGAAGUGAUAAAUAAAAAAAAUAGGAUUAGCUUCAGAAAUAGCGGCGAUAUUGGAGGCGGAAGAGAUCAUACCAAUUACAUCAUUAAAAACAUAAGAAAUAUUCACAAAAACGCAAAGAAAUUUGACCAAAUUGAAGGAGAAUCUGGGGAUUUAGAAGGGAUGCAAGCAAGAAGGAUCAAGGACAAAUCUACGUAUAAUUUAGAAAAAAUGAGACGAAGAACUCUGGAGGAAAACAAUUGUUUUAAAGGAAAGAAUAAAGACGACUUAAUUGACAGAAGCGUAGAUACAAUUUUAAUAAAAAUGAAUUCUGGAAAAUUUUAUAGUAAAGAAAAGCUUGUUACAGGAAGAGAUAAUUGCAAAGGGAGUGCAUUAAAAAAGAAGAGAAAAGAAAUAGUUACUGAAAGUAAGGAAAAUAUUAAUGAUAAAACAUAUUAUACUGAAGAUAGUAUACGCAAUAAUGUGUACAAUUUAGAUGGGGGAAGUUUGUAUGAUAAGUAUAUACAAAAAAUAAAUAAAUUAUAUCUAAAUAUAAAAAAUAAAAAACUUCUGUAUGAUAUUGAAAAUAGGAAAAGUGUAACAAGUGAAGACAAUUAUAUACUAAGUAGUAAGGAUCGUUUGAAUGUUCAAAGUGGAAAAAAUAUGGAUGAAAAGGUUAGAAGCGUCAAUGAAAAUAAUAGCAAAAGGGACAGUAGGGAUAGUAGGAAUAGCGGGGAUAGUAGGGAUACUGAAUUUAAGAGUUACACAAGGAAUGUCAAUGGUAAGACAAAUAGCACGAUUAAAUUUGAUAAAAAACUUACAGAUGUAAAUUUUCAAAAUAUGGUAUAUAGGACGAGAUUCAAUAGUAUAAGUAAUUCUUCUCAUGAUGCGUGUGAAUAUAAGUUGUAUCGAAGUAAGGAUUUCUUAUAUAAUAAUAAGAGCAUGUCAAAAAUGAGGAAGAAUGUAUAUUCUAACGUGUGUGAUGAAAAACUUUUAGAUGAUAAACUAGUUAAUAUUGAAAAAGGAGUAACGAAUGAACAGAAUUAUUUCAUGAAUAAAUACAAAAAGGAGAAAACAUUUUUGGAGUUAAAACAGGAAAUUGUUAAUGUUAGUCCUGUAAAUGCCAAAACGAGGAUAACCCCGGAUUUUAUUACACCGAAUAAGAAAACAAUUAAUUCGAGCAGUAUUGCUAAUGUGGGUUCCUUGGUGAAUGACAAGGAUGGUAAUAUAAGCGGUGGUAGUAGUAGCACUGGUAGUAGCAAUAGUGAUAAUAACAGCAUUGGUAAUAGCAAAGGUGGUGAUAGUGAUUGUGACAAUGAUCAUAAUAAAGGGGGAAAUAAAUUAUUCCAUGUUAGCGGGAAUACAUUAAGUUCCUCUAAUUCGGAUAAUUCGAGUGACAGAUAUCUUUGCAAAGAAUACAAGAGAAAUAGAACAGCUGAAUUGGGAUAUAAAAAUUUUUUAAAACGAAUAAGGAAUGAUUACAAGGAUCCAAAGAACUGCAUGAGUAGUUAUGAAGACACUGUAGGUAAGAUGGACAUUACAUAUAGUAUUCAUAAAAAAGAUAAAUAUCAAAAGGAUAAUGCACAUAAUAAUAAAAUAAUAAAAGAUGAUGAAAAAAGCACAGAUCCUUUUGGAGUACUAGCUUUUAAUAACAAGGUAACUUUUAUGGCUCUACAAAGUUCAAAUGAUAUAGGAGAUUUAUAUUAUGACCAUGAAUGUAUGAAGGUAAAUAAGAAGAAGGGUAAUAUAUCUUUACAUUCGAAGAAGGAUAUGUCUUAUAAAAUAUCAAAUAUACAAUUAAGGUCAAUAACUCAGAAAAAUAAAUUAAAUAAUGUUCUAACCGAGGAGGUAGAAAAAGGUGGAAGUAAAUUAUAUAAAAAAGGAAUUCUUCAAAAAACUGCAUGUAAAACAAAUGUGAAAAAAAGUCUAACUAACAGAAGUUUAUCUGAAGUUGCAUUUAAUGUAGGAAAUGGAUGUAAGAAUAUUUCUAAGGUGAACAGCAAUGUGCAUAUUAACAAAGGUGUCUUUAAAAUAUCAAAAUAUGGUAAUGUGUGCAAUAACAGUAUAGGUAGAAAUAGAAGGGGUGUCAGCGCCAGCAGUAUUGCGACUACCCCUAAAAGGGGUGGUAGUAACACGGAUACUGCUAAAAGGGGUGGUAGUAACACGGAUACUGCUAAAAAAGGUGGUAGUUAUACUGAAACGGCUAAAAGGGGUAAUAUUAACACGGCUACCACUAAAAGGGGUAGUAGUUACACUUCUACAGUUAGAAGUAGUAGUAAUAGGAUAGCUGCUAAAAGUAAUGGUAGCAUACUCACCGCCAAUAGAGCUGGCAGUAGCACUUCUACCGCUAGAAGAGAUGGUAGUAACAUUUCUACAGCUAAAAGAGAUGGCAGUAGCACUUCUACUGCAAGAAGAGAUGGCAGUAACAUUUAUACAGCUAAAAGAGAUGGAAGUAACAGUUCUACAUCUAGAAGAGUUGGCAGUAACAUUUAUACAGCUAAAAGAGAUGGAAGUAACAGUUCUACAUCUAGAAGAGUUGGCAGUAACAUUUAUACAGCUAAAAGAGAUGGAAGUAACAGUUCUACAUCUAGAAGAGAUGGCAGUAACAUUUAUACAGCUAAAAGAGAUGGAAGUAACAGUUCUACAUCUAAAAGAGAUGGCAAUAACAUUAGUAGCACUCAAAAAGAUUGUAGUAGCAGGCCGACUGCUAACAACACUUGCAAUAAAAAGACUUCCCCAUUCGUGAGUAAAAGAAUUACUUCAUUGAAAACUAGCCUUGCUAUGAAACCUUUUGCUUCAGAAAAGAAAUUGGAUGAACAGAACAGUACUAUGACAAGAAAUGAUGGAGGAGUACAUAAGAAGUAUACAGAAGGUAGCAUGUUAACCAGGUUACCAAAAUAUAAUAUUGUCAAUAAUGUUUCAAAAAUUUUUAAAGAUAUAAAAGAAGAGAGUAAAUUAAAUGAAGCUGAUCAAAGAGGAAAAGUUAAUGGUGGAAUGGGGGAAAUUCAUGCUGAGAAGAAGGAUAUGUUUUGUACAUUAAAAAAGACAGUUUCAAGUAAAGGUAUGAAUGGUAUCAUAUUACUCAACAGAAGGAAGGGCGAACUAGAUAAAGAAAAUAGAAAUAAUAUUAAAAAUGAUAGUAAUAAUAAAAAUGAUAGUAAUAAUAAAAAUGAUAGUAAUAAUAAAAAUGAUAGUAGUAAUAAAAAUGAUAGUAAUAAUAAAAAUGAUAGUAAUAAUAAAAAUGAUAGUAAUAAUAAAAAUGAUAAUAAUAAUAAAAAUGAUAGUAAUAAUAAAAAUGAUAGUAAUAAUAAAAUUGAUAGUAAUAAUAAAAUGAUAAUAAUAAUAAAAAUGAUAGUAAUAAUAAAAAUGAUAGUAAUAAUAAAAUUGAUAGUAAUAAUAAAAAUGAUAGUAAUAAUAAAAAUGAUAGUAGUAAUAAUAAUAAUAGAAAUAAAAAUAGUAAUAAAAUUAGUAAUAAAAAUGAUAAUAAGAAUAAAAAACCAUGGGAUGACAGGUAAAAUAGUUUCACCGAGACAGAAGAAAAAUGUUCACGUGAGCGAAAAAAAAAAUUUGAACAUGGAAAGAUCUAAUAGUUUACAGUUAAGUAAAAAUAAUAAGAGAGAUAAUAGUAGGGAUAUAGUAGGAAGCCCUUUAAAUAAAAAGGAUAUUAAAGGAAUAAUAUCAAAUGGAACAGAUGAUGUAAAGGGUAAAACUGGACAAGAUAAUGAAAAUAUUUGCUUAUCGAAUGAAAACAUUACUAAUUUAGAUACGAACUUCCUAGACACAUCAGAUGCACAAAGUAUCACUUUACAGGAUGAGGGUAAGAGUGGUGAGGAUAUUUUACAAGGUAACAGAAAAAUAAUACUCACAAAUAAUAUAAAGAACUCAAAAAUCAAACAAUACCUAAAAAGUAAAAUAGAAAAGAUAAAAAAAGAGAAGGAAUAUUCAGUACUAAGUAAAGUACAAACAGUACGUCAGCAGGAGAACAAACAAGAAAUUAUGUACUCAGAUUUGUAUAAUGAAAAAUAUCAUUCUAUUUUAUGCCAAAAUAAAAAAAUGUUUUGUAACACCAAGAACGAUAAGGUCAUAAAUUCAAGAGUGACGAGCCCCAAAGUUACGAGCCCCAAAGUUACGAUCCCCAAAGUUAUGAGCCCCAAAGUUACGAACCCAAAAUUGACGAACCCAAAGGUGACGAGCGCAAAGGUGAUAAGUCCAAAGGUGAUGAACUCAAAGGAGGGAAAAAGAUCAGUAAGUGAAAUUUCUCUAAAAUGUGGUAUAGAGCAAAUUAUUAACAAACAAAAUAAUGAGCCCAAAAUGAAAAAAAAUUACAUAUUGUCUAGGAAUACCCAAAAAUGUGAAAAUGAGACCAUUUUACAAACAUACUGUACUAAAAACGUAAAGACAAAAGAAUUAUUGGCUAGGAGUAAAAGUGAAACAACUAAGCAUAUCCGUUUUGUUCCUACGGAUGGAAAAUUAUUGAUCUCUUAUAAUUCGAUGGAUAAAAUGGGGAAACGUGAUGAUAAUGAAGAAUUACAAAUUAAUGACUGUAUAAGGGGUGAAGUGCUAAAUGAAGGAAGUAAAGUGGAAAAAGAAAAACUAAGGCACAAGGAUGUGAGUAGUCCUGCUAAUGAGCAUAAACAUGACGGUAAAUGUGCAAGUAACUAUAGCUGUAACUGUGAAGAUAACUGUGACUGUAAGUGUGGAGGAAAAUGGGGCAGUAAAUGCGGAGGUAGUAGCAAACGGGACAUAGUGUACACAAAUAUACCGUUUUACAAAAGUGUAAACGUUUUGAAUAUUAAAAGUAAGGUAGACACAAUUAUAUGCAAAAAAUCAAAGGAUAUAACAGAUAAAAAAUGUGGCGAAAAUAAUGAGAUAGCUAGAAAUGUAAAUACGUUUGAAACGUCAAGUAGAAUUUUAGAAAGUAAAAAUAGGUACUCAAAUAAUAAGUAUUCUACUUCGCCAAGUGGUGAAUUAAAAAACAAAAAUAGUUUGAUUACCAAUUUUGAGUAUAAGAAAUCAAAUAACGUUACUUCGAAAAGACAAAAUUCUGUACCAUUAGAUACAAAAUUUCAUAUAUCUAAGUGUAUUGUUACUAGUAGUAAAAAAGAGUAUAGUAAAGAUUUAUUAGGGCAAAAAGGGUCAGUUAAGAAAAAUGAAAAUUCAUUUUUUAAGAUAACAUGUGAUGAAGAAUUACAAAAUAAGCUCUUAAAUUUGAAUAAGAAAAAUGUGUACAACAGUAUAGGAAAAGGAGAACAGGACAAUAUUAAUGAAAAGUACGACAGUAACAUACACAAUAAUAAUAAGUAUAAGAUCAACUCUGAUGUUAAUGAGUAUGAUGAAAUGGCUUACUUUGAAGAAGGUGCUACUGUUGAUGAUAAUCCUAAAAUUAAUUCUAGCUAUAUCUACGCUGGUGAUAACAGGAGCAGAGAAAUUAACGACAAAUAUGAUAUGUAUUGCGGUAAGAAAAACAACUGUAGUAACAUAGAAGACUUAAGGAAACUAAGUAAUACAGAUUGUGAUGAUCCUUUUAAUUUUGAUAAAAACAAUAAUAAGCAUUUAUAUGAACUUUUUAAGAAAUAUUUCAUGUGCAUAAGAAAAGAAAUGAAAGGGGAAUUGAAGGCAAGUUUAUCUAAUACAUUUGAUGAAAAGGAAUUAAAUAUUAUUGAACAAUACAUUUUGAAUCAUCUUUCUUUUAACAAUUUGGGAUGUGUCACUUCUAGUUCUGAUAAAACAGAAAGGGUUCAACAGGUUAGCAGCGUUGAUAUAGUUAAGGCAAGUGAAGAGAUAAUGAAAAAUGAUACAUUAUGUAAUAAAUUGAUGAAUAUGGAACCAGAGAAUUAUUUUGAUGUGAAAUCGAGUUUUCCGCAUAUACAAAACGGUAAUACAAUGUUUGUGAAUGAGAAACAAAAAUUUCGUUUAACUAAUUUAAAAAAAAGUAACAUGUGUAUUAUUGAUGUGUGCAUGAAUCAUCAUAAUAGAAAUAUUAAGAAGAAUAUUAUGCAAAAUUAUCAAAAUAUAUAUGAUACGAAAACGAAAGCGAAAAUGAAACCGUAUUUUAAAACUAGUACUAAUAAUGAUGCUUCUUCGUGUAAUAUUGUAUUACCCUGUUCACCUAUAUCUACAUUUUUGAAUAAGGAUAAAAAGGAGGCCAUAAUGAAAAUGUAUGAGGGUAAUAGUGUAACCAAGGUUUCUCGAGUAAGUAAUACGAGAGAAAUAGAAGAAGAACAAAAAUGUGAAGGGGGUCCUACCAAUAAGUGCAAUGACGGCAGAAAUGGUAGCGGUAUUAAUGGCAGUUUUAAUAAAUGCAUAGAUUCAAGCACGUUAUUAAAACAAAGAAAUGUAAAAAAAUGUUCAGGUAAUUAUAGUGAGAAAAAUUGCAAAGUAUAUUCUUGCAUAGCAAAUAACGAAGUAUAUAAUGUGGCAAAAAAAAAUUGUUUCCUAAGGAACGAAAAAAAUAUUAGGUAUAUUCAUCAUAAAAAUGUGGAAAAAGAAAACGCUAGAUCCUAUACGGCCAAUUAUCAUACAAAGAAAAGUGUUUAUAACAAACCUGAUAUAGAUAAUUUAAAUAAAGGGGAGCAGGUGGUUGUUUCUAAAUCAUCAUCCAACUGUAUUAAUGGCGACUUUGUAAAAAGAAAAAAUAGCUCAAGUAUAGAAAAUUCUGGAAAUGUACCUGAUAAUAACGUGUUAGGAUGUUUAUUAUACAAUAGCUGCUCCAAUAAAAAACAGGUAAAAAGUGGUAACAACAAUGGUGAGGGAGACAGGAAUAGCGAUAAUGGGCAUGUGAGUGAUAGGAACUGCAGUGAUAGGAAUAAUAACUAUUAUUAUAGAAAAUGUACUUAUGCCGAAAAAACAACUAACCCGCCAUACCCUCACCGUCAAAUUAGAAAUGUUAGAUGUAUGUCUAACAGUACAAUGGAUAAUAAAACAUAUUGUGUGAAGAAAUUGUUAAACUGUAAUGACAAAGGAAUUAAUGUAGUUAUUAGAAAGGCAGAAAAAACUCAUAAGAUGCAAUUUGACGACAAUGAAUUAACAGAAAUAAAAAUGUCUUUAAAUGAACGCGCAAAAAACAUAUUUGCAAACCCAGCAUUACCUAUUACACAAAAUAAUCGAAAUUAA
Molecule: messenger RNA, 13794 nt
Organism: Plasmodium malariae
Lineage: Eukaryota; Apicomplexa; Aconoidasida; Haemosporida; Plasmodiidae
Gene: ARK3
Product: serine/threonine protein kinase, putative
Exons: 2
Coding region: 1-13794 (4597 amino acids)
Biological process (GO): protein phosphorylation
Molecular function (GO): ATP binding; protein kinase activity
Source: RefSeq, a predicted model, not a curated record